ACACAACUAGAGUGUUAAACUCACAAUUGAGAGUUUGAAUUGGGAUUUGGAGUAGAGGCUGGGUUAUGUAUCAGUUCAGCCCUUAUACUUUGUCUCAACUAACAAAUAAUCCCCAAAAUUAUUUGUUUUGCUUAGCUCUCAUUUAUACCAACAUAUCGUUUGGUACCAAAUGAAUCAAGAAUUCAUUUCAUUGUAAAAUGAAUUCUUUUAAAUACCAAACACAAAAAUAUUUCAUUUCAAAAUGAAUUCCACAAAACUUAUGGAAUUCAUUUAUAUCAAACGGACGUAAUGAAAUUUGACAAAUACACCCUUCCGCAGUUUUAGUUUUUGCCCCAUGUAAAGUUCGUUACUUAGUGGCGGUCCCAGGCCACCGCAUCGAUUUUCAUCCGCCAACGCAAGUGGACUUCGCCGUCGCUCAAGUCGUCGGCGCCGGCACAGAUGCCACAACAGUCGUGGGCUCGUGGCCUCUUUGCCCUUUUCUGAAGACAGAAACGUCUUCCCUUUUAUCCCUUCCGGUUUCCAAUUCUCGAAGAGUAUUCCAGACGCUGCUUUCCGAUUCUCCCUUCACGUUGUCCGAUUUGCGAUCAGUUCGCUGCUGCUGAAAGAACGGAUUUGCAGUCAGUGUCGAGUUUAACGCCGCUGCUGGGGAAUGAAGGUAAGGAGAUUUUUUAUGGGAACGUGGCUAUAGUUUUUGGAUGUGUUUAUUGGACUAGGUUGCCUGCCAUCUGUUUGUGGAAAUGUCGCAAUGGACACAAUGCUAGAAUCGAGAAGAAUUAUGAGUUAUGCUAUUUAUUCACUUCAGGGAUUAAGUUUAGUGAUAGGAUUGUGUUAGUAGGAUGACGAGACCAACCACAAUUUUGUUUUCACACUUGGGUGUUAUUUAUUGCCUACUAGGAUUAGUUACUACUUACUAGUCUUUGUGUUCUUCACCAUCCCUGAAGAAUCUUCUUGAUCAUCCAUAUCAUAUCAUUUCAUGAGUUUCUCCUUUUCUCAUAAUUGUUGCUAGGUGGUUUCCAGACUUCGAUAUUGGAUCAAUUCCAGUAUCUUUCCUUUUGACGUUAAUUUCUCUGCUUACUUAUGUAAAAAAACUAAUGAUAGAUUUUUCCUUCUUAGCUAAAAACAAGAAUUUGACUGGAGACAGUGAUUCAUUCAAUUGGAAACUCAGAAUUGUGUUAUAUUAUUGAUAAUGAUAGCCUUUUCUAGUGGGAACUCAGAUGAUGAUACUUUUCCCCUUAGCUAAAAGCAAGAAUUUGGUGAAGACGGUGGCUCAUUCUAUUGGGAACUCAGGAUAAUUCUCAAUUAAAAAGUCACAGGAAAGCAGGAAUAAUGUACCUUCGAAAGAGUUAAGAUACAAUGCGUUCUGUUAUUAGCAACGCUUGUAUCUGGUAUAUUUGCUGUGAAUUUGAGCCUUCACAACUACCGACCCUUAACUCAAUGGCUGCUGUUGCAGCUCUUCUUGUUUGCUUGGCCUGGAUGUUCUUUGUCCAUGUGACUUCUUGUGAAGGCUGUGGUCAAGAUGAAAGAGAAGCCCUUUUCAAGUUGAAGGCAGAUCUUGAAGACCCUUCAAGCUUUUUAUCAUCUUGGGUUGGUCAAAGGGAUUGUUGUACAUGGUCUCGAGUCGUCUGUGAUAAUUUUACUGGCCAUGUCACUGAGCUCCAUCUCGGAUGGCCUUCUUUGAGGGACGACUCUGUGUUCAGUGGAUACAACUCUUUUGGUGGACCGAUUCCUGACCAACUUCAAAAUCUUACUUCUCUGAAGACCCUUCGCUUGUCCUCCAAUCAAUUCUAUCAUUCAGUACCAAGCUGGUUGUAUAGAUUACGUUAUCUUGAGACACUCAAUCUAUCUGGUAAUCAGUUGGAUGGUAAAGUCUCAACUGCUGGCAUUGGAAACUUGUCUUCUCUUGUUGACCUUGACUUGUCAUUCAAUCAUGGCCUCAAAUUUGAGAGGGGAAUUCCAGAGUCGUUCAAAAGCUUCUGUCGUUUGAGAUCGCUUUCUCUGCAAAAUGUAAUCUUAAAUCAAAAUAUAUCAGAGUUGCUUGAAAUCCUUGGAGAAUGUGCUUCUGAUACUUUACAGAUAUUGUUGUUGUUUAAUUGCCAACUGACUGGUCAGUUGACUGAUCGGAUCGGAAAUUUCAAGAGACUUAACCGUCUCACUCUUGGAAAUAAUUUCAUUUCUGGUUCACUUCCAAUGUCGUUAGGAGAAAUGACAUCCUUAGACUAUGUAAACCUUGCAAGAAACAAUAUCAGUGGGACAAUUCCAACAAGUUUUGGGGCAUUGGCACAGCUGGGUUAUAUGGAUAUCUCUCAGAACUCAUUGCAUGGUGUUGUUUACCCUGAAAUUCACUUUGCCAACAUGAGAAAGCUGACAUGCUUUUAUGCAUCUGGAAACAAGAUGGUGCUGAAAGCUAAACCAGAUUGGGUUCCUUCGAUGGUACUUGAAGAAUUGGACCUAGAAUCCUGGUAUGUUGGACCUGGUUUUCCCAAUUGGCUCCAGUGUUUGCAGCAUCUCAAGUCUCUUGAUCUAUCAAACUCUGGAAUUUCAGAACCCAUUCCUGGCUGGUUCUGGAGCAUAUCGUCUCAGUACUACUAUUUGAAUUUCUCUCGCAACCAAAUCCCUGGAAGGCUCCCACAUGUCGUGCCCAUAGUUAUCACUAUAUCAUAUUUUGAUUUCAGCUCCAAUUGCUUGGAAGGUCCACUGCCCGCCAUCUCAUCUAACUUGACAUUUCUGGACCUCUCCAACAAUCUGCUUUCUGGAAACUUGUUCAAGUUCUUGUGUUUCAACCCCAGCGAGAUGAGGGCUACAGAAUUUCUGAGCUUAUAUGGUAAUAAUUUGACUGGUGACAUACCAGACUGUUGGAAGACUUGGCUGAGCUUGUCGAGCAUAUGGCUAGGAGGAAACAAGCUCAGUGGCAAGAUCCCAAAAUCCCUUGGAUAUGUAAGUUCCCUCAAAUCUUUGCGCCUUCAGGACAAUAGGCUGUCUGGUGAAAUUCCACCAUCCCUCCAAAACUGCUCCAGGUUAGUCAUAGUUGACUUGAGUGAUAAUGGAUUGGAGGGGAAGAUUCCGGAAUGGAUGGGACAAAGCCUUUCAAGAUUGUCCAUUCUUAGUUUACGCAUGAAUAAGUUCCAUGGCAUCAUACCUAAGGACAUCUGUGACCUGCAAUCUUUACAGAUCUUGGAUCUUUCUCACAACUCUCUAUCUGGGGCCUUGCCUGAAUGUGUUGUUAAUCUCAGUGCCAUGGCUACUCCAAACAAUAAUACUUUAGGGGUCAUUGCAGUCUAUGGUGUUCAGGGGCAAUCGUUGUUAGAUACUCAGAUUCUGGUGAGAAAAGGGAAGUUGUUGGACUACAGCACCAUACUGAACUAUGUAAGGAGUUUGGACCUCUCUUGUAAUGACUUGUCAGGACAGAUCCCCAACGAGAUCUCAAGCCUGGAAGCCCUUAAAUACCUCAACUUGUCACAUAAUUCAUUCUCUGGUGCAAUUCCGGAGGAUCUAACUGCAAUGCACUCUCUUGAAUCCAUGGAUCUAUCGUGGAACCUGCUGUCCGGAUCAAUUCCUUCAAGCCUGGGAAGUCUCACGUUCUUGAAUUACUUGAACUUGUCGUACAACAACUUGGUUGGUAAAAUUCCCUCAAGCACUCAACUGCAGAGCUUCGAUUCAUGGAGCUUCAUUGGCAACCAAGAACUUUGUGGACCUCCAUUGAAUUUGGAUUGCAGCUAUGACAGCAGAUUGCAUAGUUUAAUGGACGGAGAAGAAAAAGAUGAAGAACAUGCAUUGUAUUGGUUUUCUAGCGGCGUAGUUUUUGGUUUUGUGGGCGGUUUCUGGGGUGUGGUUGCCACUUUUGCAUUCAUCCAACUAUCGACAAACCCAGAGUCUGAGUUGAAGGAUCACACGGGUAAAAAAAUGUGGAUCUUGGUAAUGAGAUUGCUGAAGUAGGACCGUGUUCUUGCCCCGAAAGGGCAUUCUUAGGGAGGAACUUGUGCACACAGUACCCAGAAUGUACAGAAACAGAAGUUAUAUCAGUCUUUCUAUCAAAUGUUAUGAAGCUUGGCCGUAGCUGUAAGUGAUUUAAAUUAACUGUAAUCCUCCUAGACUAGACUUUGUCAUUUCUUAACAAAUAUUCUUAUUUAAAUGUAUACUUAGAUCGGUCAGAGGAUAAGGCAGAAAGCCACAUACUCAGAUCACCAGUAGUCACUCAUAUUCAGAUCCAACCUGUUGCACUGUAAAACUUUGUUUCUAAUCCUGAUUGAAAAGGAAACCUUGUUGCACUGCAAAAAUUCAAGCUCGAUAUUGUUCACUGUCCAGUUUGCACUUGAUACUGAUUUUUCCAGCCAUGUCAUACUGUUACAAUUGCUUAUUUUUUUCCGUUGGUUGCGAUCCUGUUUUCUACAUGUUAAUUGAUUGUGCAAAUUGUUUCUCAGAUGAGAUUAUUCCGUGUUCAUGAUAGCAAUCAUUACAUCCAUUCCUUGCUAAUAAUUCUGUAUUGUGCUA
Molecule: messenger RNA, 4488 nt
Organism: Linum trigynum
Lineage: Eukaryota; Viridiplantae; Streptophyta; Magnoliopsida; Malpighiales; Linaceae
Source: the annotation of a GenBank genome assembly